Myotis brandtii (Brandt's bat) is the source of this 3003-nucleotide messenger RNA. RefSeq names its product zinc finger CCCH-type containing 12A (gene ZC3H12A). Lineage: Eukaryota; Metazoa; Chordata; Mammalia; Chiroptera; Vespertilionidae. Gene Ontology annotation, cellular component: nucleus; cytoplasmic ribonucleoprotein granule. Gene Ontology annotation, biological process: 3'-UTR-mediated mRNA destabilization; nuclear-transcribed mRNA catabolic process, RNase MRP-dependent. Bases 737 to 2290 code for a protein of 517 amino acids. The transcript has 5 exons. Gene Ontology annotation, molecular function: RNA endonuclease activity; mRNA binding; metal ion binding. The record is from RefSeq and is a predicted model, not a curated record.
AUUUGCCAAAUAUGAGAGUCUGAGUUGUUCACUGAGGGAUUAGUGGGAGGCCAGCAGUGUUGGGGAGAGAUCUCCAGCUGGCCUCCUCCAGCCCGCCAGCCUGGUCCGGAGCUCUUCCACCACACCCAGUAUUACCUGGGAGCUCCCCCGCCGACACACACACACACCCAAGAAUCCAGCGAGACCCUCCACUUUGCUGGACUGUCUUUGGCCUCAAGCAAACAGGAAAGUUGUCCCACUGAUAUGGGCCCUUCUUAAGGAGGCUGCAGACAACCAGGCCCAUUUUUCAGAUAGGGAAACUGAGCCAGAGCAACCAGCAGCAACUCAGGAUCCAGCCGCAUCAGGAUGGGGUGCGGUGUGGUCAUGAGACCACGGCAGGGGCAUGUCCCGUGUCCCAACUCCUCUCGGAGUCCCCGGGUCCAGACUGUCUUCCUGCCUCAGGUCAUGCCCUUCUGAGAGGGGGGAAGAGAAGACAGGGCAAUUUAGGCAUUUUGGGGAAUUGGCGGUCUUGAGAGGAAAAGCUGUGUCCUUUCACUUUCAAACUGAAAGGCUCCGCGGCGGGCAGCCUCCCGCAUCUGUGGCUGCCUUCCCUCCCGAGAGGUGGGGGUGUGGCUCCUUCCCCUUCAUCCUCCUCAGCCCCAGCCCCUGAGGUUAGUGCAGGACUGAACUUUAAUCCAGAACAAUCUGGUUUCUCUUCUGUUGGCGGGGCGGGUGCCUUCCCCACCCCCACCCCUGGAUGAGGGAGGGUGGUGACUCAGUCUGCCUGUGGACAUCUGUGUCCCCUGGUCCCAGCACCCGGGGUGGGGCAGGAACCAGAAGUCUCCAGUGCCUUUCCCCCACCCCCAGGUGUGUUGUAAGCAGCCUGACCCUCCCCCACACGGGGAGCGAGUGUUGCCAGAUUCCUGGGCGUUUCCUCACUGUUGGGAGAUGGGACCUCAGGGAAAGUCCCAGCCAUGGGAACAAGGAGGUCUUCUCCUGCCGGGGCAUCCUGCUGGCCGUGAACUGGUUCCUGGAGCGGGGCCACACAGACAUCACGGUGUUCGUGCCGUCCUGGAGAAAGGAGCAGCCCCGGCCGGAUGUGCCCAUCACAGACCAGCACAUCCUGCGGGAACUGGAGAAGAAGAAGAUCCUGGUGUUCACACCGUCGCGGCGCGUGGGUGGCAAGCGAGUGGUGUGCUACGAUGACCGCUUCAUCGUGAAACUGGCCUUCGAGUCUGACGGGGUGGUGGUUUCCAACGACACGUACCGGGACCUCCAGGGCGAGCGGCAGGAGUGGAAGCGCUUCAUCGAGGAGCGGCUGCUCAUGUAUUCCUUCGUCAACGACAAGUUCAUGCCCCCCGAUGACCCCUUGGGCCGUCACGGGCCAAGCCUGGACAACUUCCUGCGUAAGAAGCCACUCACAGCUGAUCACAGGAAGCAGCCAUGUCCCUAUGGAAGAAAAUGCACCUACGGAAUCAAGUGCCGGUUCUUCCACCCGGAGCGGCCGAGCCGUCCCCAGCGCUCCGUGGCGGAUGAGCUCCGUGCCAAUGCCCUGCUCUCGCCCCCAAGGGCCCCCGGCAAGGACAAGAGUGGCCGGCGACCUUCAUCUCCGUCUCAGCCUGGCUCCCUGCCCCCAGAGCGUGAGCAGUGCAGCCUGGAAGGGAAGAAACUGGGAGCCCAGGCAGCCCCAGGGUCCCACCGGGAGGGUCUGACCCAGACCUUUGUCCCAGUGACCACAGGCAGGAGCCUCCCACCCAGUGGGGGCAGUGGCAGCAGCUUUGGGCCCACGGACUGGUUCCCACAGACCCUGGAUUCCCUCCCGUACACCUCUCAGGACUGCCUGGACUCGGGCAUCGGCUCCCUGGAGAGCCAGAUGUCAGAACUGUGGGGGGGUCGAGGAGGGAGCCCUUACGCUGGCUACAACCCCUAUGAGGCUAAGCUCCCAGCCGCUCCGACCUUCUCUCCAGCCUUCGGGCGGGCUGUGGGUGCCGGCCACUUCAGUGUCCCUGCCGACUACGCACCUCCACCGGCUGCCUUUCCACCUCGAGAGUACUGGUCUGAGCCAUACCAGCUGCCCCAACCCACCCCAGUCCUGCAGGAGCCCCAGGUGCCCAGCCCAGGGGCCGACAGGGGCACAUGGGGUGGGGCAGGCGGCCUGGCCAAGGAGCGAGCCAGUGUGUAUACCAAGCUGUGUGGCGUCUUCCCCCCACGCCUGGUGGAGGCCGUGAUGGGGCGCUUCCCACAGCUCUUGGACCCCCAGCAGCUGGCUGCCGAGAUCCUCUCCUAUAAGUCCCAGCACCUCAGUGAAUAGGAAACCCUCCCAGGGCUGUCCGGCUGGACUGCGGGCCAUUGAGCAGCCCAUUCUCAGCCCACGGCCCACCCUGGAGGCUGGAAAGAGGGAGGAUUAAAGUAGGGAAGGGAACCCACAAACCAAAGAUACUGUAGGAUUGGUUCUGACCCACUCGGCACCUCUAGCUGUCUGCCUGAGUGGGUCAGAAGUGAUCACCCUGUUGAUGCACAUUGUAUCUCUGUAGUUUAAGGAGACGCUGCCGGUAACGGCCGUCGGUCCGUGGCUAAAGCCCAAACCCUCCUUUCUCUCAGGGCGGGGAGGGAGGCUGGGGGAGCAGAGGCCUGGGCUGGGGGCCCUGUGCACGGCCCCCCACCUCCACCCCGUCCCUGGGGUGCCAGUCUUGGCUGGCUAGUUGGGCACCGUGUGCCUGCCCUCCAAGGGCCCCUCCUCUAAGCCAAUGAGGCCUCACCCGUGCUCUCUCGGACAUGAGGCUUCAUGUUAGUAAGCAAGAUGCUUCUUAAUAACCCACCUGUCCACUCAGUUCGCCUAUCCCAUCACCCCUGCCAGGGGUCCAGAGCCCUCUGCCCCUACCCCCUCUUCCUCCCCCUUCCUCUGCUCUUGGAGUCAUCUCACCCUUCCCCGCAGUGGGGGGAGACACAUGUAAUGUUAAUGUUUUAAGUGGAAAGUCCUUGCCUCCCCAACACAUCAAUAAAGUACAAUGUGAGCCCUUUGAA